Drosophila mauritiana is the source of this 1693-nucleotide messenger RNA. RefSeq names its product elongation of very long chain fatty acids protein 7 (gene bond). Gene Ontology annotation, biological process: fatty acid elongation, saturated fatty acid; very long-chain fatty acid biosynthetic process; fatty acid elongation, polyunsaturated fatty acid. The record is from RefSeq and is a predicted model, not a curated record. NCBI's taxonomy places the organism in Eukaryota, Metazoa, Arthropoda, Insecta, Diptera, Drosophilidae. Gene Ontology annotation, cellular component: endoplasmic reticulum membrane. The transcript is spliced from 4 exons. The coding region runs from base 338 to 1306 and encodes 322 amino acids. Gene Ontology annotation, molecular function: fatty acid elongase activity.
ACACGCCAUGUGAUCAUCCAUGAAGAGUGCUGCUGCAAUCAGAAUGGAACAAAACUCCAGUCAUCCCAGAAUCAUUAUAGAGCAGGCCGUGCCUUUAAAUUUAAAGUACAAGCACAUAAAUUCGUUCAAGUUUGACAACUAGUUUUAUACGGUUCCGAUUUGUGACAUUCCCAACUGGACAUCUUUUAGCAUACCAGCUAAUUAUACAAACCAAUCUAUAUACAUUUAGCCACAUAUCUAUAUAAGUUCGAGAAUCUUCGCCAGAACGAGUUCCGGUUGGAGUUGGCUAGUUGCCAAUUGCCAGUUGCAGAAACAGUAACGAAAACAGAAAGCCAACAUGACGAACUACAUGAAGAUUGUCGAGGAGCGAAUCUCCGGCCUCUCAAAAGGAGUGGAUGAGACGGUGGACAGCUGGUUCCUGAUGAGCUCACCUAUGCCCGUGGUGGCCGUGGUCCUCGUCUAUCUGGCGUUCGUUCUGAAGAUCGGACCCGAGUACAUGAAGAACCGCAAGCCCAUGGACCUCAAGCGCAUCAUGGUGUUCUAUAAUGCCUUUCAGGUCUUGUACUCCAUUUGGAUGUGCCGCACGUCCAUCCAAGAGAGCAAUGUGAUGUCGUCGAUCUUCUCAAAGAAGUGCGAGAUCAACCGCACCAGGGAGCAGAAUCUGACCCUCUACUCCGGCGCCUGGUUCUACUUCUUCUCGAAGAUCAUUGAUCUGCUGGACACGACGUUCUUUGUGCUACGCAAGAAGGACAACCAGGUGUCCUUCCUCCACGUGUACCACCACACCAUCACGGUGCUCUUCUCCUGGGGCUACCUGAAGUACGCUCCUGGCGAGCAGGGCGUGAUCAUUGGCAUCCUCAACUCGGGCGUGCACAUCAUCAUGUACUUCUACUACAUGGUGGCCGCGAUGGGACCCCAGUACCAGAAGUACCUGUGGUGGAAGAAGUACAUGACCAGCAUCCAGCUGAUCCAGUUCGUCCUCAUCCUCGGCUACAUGCUGACCGUGGGCGCCAAGGGCUGCAACAUGCCCAAGACACUGACCUUCUUCUUCGUGGGCAACACGGUCAUCUUCCUUUACCUGUUCGGCAACUUCUACCGCAAGACCUACAAGAAGGCCAAGUCCGUGGACGGAGGCAGUCGCACCACCGGCAGCAGCUUGGCCCAAUCCGCUCUGCGUGCCGCCGGCGGAAUGGGUUGCAUGCCGCAGACCAUGAACGCCGGUAAGCAUCUGCUCCAGAAUGGCCAGGCCGGCAAGGCGUACCUCGAUCUGAACAACAACAGCGUGAAGCCCAUGAAGCUGGAAUGAUCGGCGAUGGCGCAUGGUGUCGAUGGGUUUUCAGUUAGCAAUUACGUUUUUAGAGCGGGGCUUAGUUCGUAACUCUUACCUUUACCAUUACCAUUACCUUUUACCUUUACCUUUACCAACUAUCAGUAGUCUGUAGUCUGCGGAGAAUAACUUGUAUAAUGUUUAUAUGCCGGGCAGGCGGACGAUGAUUCAAAUCCAAAAAGUAGCUAGGACCCUAAGUGCGUGAAUGUGGCCAUGUUUGUGUGACUGAGUACGUGUUAAUGUUUUUCUAGCUGAGCGUGUGUGAGAGCUAGUGUGAUAGAGCUUAUUAAUGAAAUGCAGCCGUAAAUCGUUUCGCGAAACAAGACAAAUUCAAUAAAACUUUAAUUUUGUAUAUUUAAUAAAACC